AAACUGUCAAACAAAAAGUUCGUUUUGGCUGGUGCGGUUGUUUGGGUGUGUUUUACGCCCAAAUAUUUUAUUUUAUCACUGAAAAUGUAUUUCUUUACUAGUUAUUAAGUUGAGAUUCUUUAAUCACAAGUGUUUCCACUAUGGAGAAAGUUAAUUGCACUCUCUUAGCGAUUUCGCUAUGUGUUUUGUAUUGGGGUGUGGCCGGCCAAUACGAAUGGCAAAUACGCGACUCCUUCGACGAAAUUCGUGGUAAAAUGGAUAAAAUCUCGCCGGACAACUGUUAUAUUUCACAUUUGGACGAUCUGUACCUGCCCGAGGACUCGGUAUCGCAUCACCCGGACGUGAAGGAGAUAAACAUAAACCCUGUGUUUCCGAAUCGAACCGCUCUGUUGCAUCUCCACAACAUGGCGAUGAACCGGGCCUUCUUCUGGAGCUACAUCCUGCAGUCGCGGUUCAUCCGGCCCGCCAUCAACGACACCUACGACCCCGGUAUGAUGUACUACUUCCUGUCUUCUGUAGCUGAUGUCUCCGCCAACCCCUACAUCAACGCCUCUUCCAUUUACUUCUCCCCUAAUAUGUCGUACACGUCUUCGUACCGAGGCUUCUUCAACAAGACCAUGCCGAGAUUCGCCCCCCGAGCUUACAGAGCUGAUGACUUCAAUGAUCCUGUGCAUCUACAGAAAAUCUCCACUAUGAACACAUUCCAUGUUGAAGAUUUGGGGGCUUUUGAGAAAGACAGCUUGUCUAAGGAUUACACCAGUGAUUUCUACCGCACAAAUGAGUGGUACCACCUGUGGCUGCCUGACAAAGUUGAUAAGAGACAUGACACAAAGACUACCUAUCAAGUAGAGAUCAGAUACUCUAAUAACACUAAUGAGACAUUUACAUUCCACGGACCUCCUGGUAAUGAUGAGACCCCAGGUCCAGUAAACUGGACGCGGCCAUAUUUUGACUGCGGAAGACUGAACAAAUGGCUGGUGGGAGCUGUCUCACCGGUAGCGGACAUCUACCCUCGUCACACACAGUUCAGACACAUUGAAUACCCAACGUACACAGCUGCAGUGGUAAUGGAACUGGAUUAUGAUCGAAUAGAUAUAAAUCAAUGUCCACCGAGUCAAGGGAAUGAUGGGCCGAAUAGAUUUGCCUCUACAGCACGAUGUAAAGAAGAGACCACAGAGUGUGACCCAAUCCACGGCUGGGGGUUCCGCCGCGGCGGCUACCAGUGCCGCUGCCGGCCCGGGUUCCGCCUGCCCAACCUGGUCCGCCGCCCCUACCUCGGGGAGAUCCUGGAGCGAGCCACCUCCGACCAGUACUACAACAACUAUGACUGUAUGCCUAUUGGAUGGGUGCAGAGAAUGCCAGUGCAAUGGGAGAAGGCGCACCCGUUCAUUCGCGCGUUGUACCGGGACCAGUACUACGAGUAUGUGAACGCGACGAGUGGGCCCGCCGCGCUGCACACGGAGCGAGUCAAUGUGUAUGAGGUGCUGAACUUUAUUAGAGGAGUGCAGCCGAAUAACUGUUCCAAAUACAACCCAUCAGACCUGUUCCUGAACGGCGACGUGGCGUACGGCAACGAGGAGCAGUUCCAGAACCAGGCCAAGAUGGCGGUGCGCCUCGCCAACUUCAUCAGCGCAUUCUUGCAGGUGUCAGACCCAUCAGAAGUGUUCAGCGGCACGCGCGUGGCGGACCGCCCGCUCACCGAGGACCAGAUGAUCGGGGAGACGCUCGCACUCGUGCUGGGAGACAGCAAGAUUUGGUCCGCUGGCACGUACUGGGACCGCAACAAGUUCACAAACCGCACAUACUUCGCUCCCUUCGCGUACAAGACGGAGCUCAACACGAGGAAGUUCAAACUGGAGGAUCUGGCACGACUGAACACUACUGAGGAAGUAUACACCAACAAAGACUGGUUCCAAACUCUAAAACAACGCUGGUCUACCACAUUCGACAGCCUCGAGAAAUUCUACCUCAAGAUGAAGAUUCGUGACGACGAACUAGGAAAGUACCUGAAGAGAUACGAAAGAUAUCCGACGUUUUACAGAGCAGCUAAUAUAGAACACGGCCAUUGGACGCGGCCUUACUACGACUGUCAUGGCCAUUUGAAACAAUGGGUGAUCACGUAUGCCGCACCUUUCUUUGGGUGGGACAGCGUUAAAGUGAAACUCGAGUUUAAGGGCGUUGUCGCAGUCACCAUGUCGCUGAUGUCUCUGGACAUCAACCAGUGUCCGGACAAGUACUACGUGUCAAACGCGUUCAAGGGCACCGACAAAUGCGACCGAAAAUCCUCUUAUUGCGUCCCGAUUCAAGGCCGUGGAUUCGAGGCUGGCGGCUACAAGUGCGAGUGUCUCCAAGGCUACGAGUACCCAUUCGAAGACCUCAUCACCUACUACGACGGCCAGAUAGUCGAAGCGGAGUUCCAGAACAUUAUCGCCGACAAAGAAACCAGAAUUGACAUGUUCAAGUGCCGACUGGCGGGAGCGGCGGCCAUACAGAGCAGCUUCACUGUGCUCGGUGCCAUCUUGUUUGCAUUGUACCAGCUCAGGUAAAAUGGCGGCCCGGUGUUGCCAAACGCAAAAAAAUACCCAAAGUUACGGGUAAACUGAUUUUACGCUGUAUCUCGUUCAAAUCUUAAUUUUUUAUAUGUUUUUCUAACGAAUUGUAGUGUAGUGGUUAUCUUUAAGUGCCUUAUCGUAUGAAUUAUAUAAAUCUGCCGUCCAAAUCAAAUACUUAAUCAUACGAGUAGUACUUACACAAAUCUAAAUUUUUACUUUAAAAUCUACAUUCUAUUUUUUAAAUUUACUUACUCUCAUUUAUAAUUUUCUUUAUACUUACUUUCCAUUUAUAUAGACUGAAAAUAUGUUAUAUUAUAAGAAUCUCAAGUUUGCAUCUAUUUAGUUACUUAAGUUAUAUUAUAAGUGUGACAUUAAUUAUGUACAAUUUAUACAAGUAGACCACAAUAUUUUAUAUAAUUCAUAUUAUUUUAUUAUCAUGAUUUUACAAACAUUCCGCAGUAAUUGUAAAAAUAAAUGAUUAUGCUAAAUUAGCAUGAACUGUACCGUCCAUAAUGAGUGCCUUUACAAUUUUGCAAUAAAUAUGAUGAAAUU
Messenger RNA from Plutella xylostella (diamondback moth), 3104 nucleotides. RefSeq lists its product as uncharacterized. NCBI's taxonomy places the organism in Eukaryota, Metazoa, Arthropoda, Insecta, Lepidoptera, Plutellidae. The record is from RefSeq and is a predicted model, not a curated record.